AUGAAGAAAGGCAAAGGCAAGAACAGCAAAUUGCUACCUAAUUCGUUGAGAAUCAUAUCGUCUUGUAUCAAGACGGUGUCGACGAAUGCGAGCACAGCCGUGCGCUACGCCGGUGCCACAGUAGCCGCCUCCAUUUCGUCUUCGGCCGACGGUCUCAAAGAACAGGUUUUAUGGGCUGGCUUUGACAAAUUAGAGCUUGAUCCAGCUGUCUUCGGACGUGUUCUCUUACUUGGUUAUCAGAAUGGUUUUCAAGUUUUUGAUGUUGAAGAGGCAUCUAGUCUAAGUGAAUUGGUUUCCAAACGUGAAGGUCCAGUUACAUUCUUACAGUUGCUUCCUCUUCCUGCAAAAUGUGAUGUUGCUGAAAAGUACAAAUCAUCAUAUCCCCUGAUGGUUGUUGUUGGGGGGGAAGAGAUUGACAGACCCAGCAUGGUUCAGAACAAUAGCUAUGGGUGUGGCAGAUAUGGUUCUGCUGUCUCAAUCUGGGAGCUUUAUUGGCCCUCCAACGGCUGUUAG
Fraxinus pennsylvanica is the source of this 513-nucleotide messenger RNA. Lineage: Eukaryota; Viridiplantae; Streptophyta; Magnoliopsida; Lamiales; Oleaceae. The record is from the annotation of a GenBank genome assembly.